Aspergillus mulundensis is the source of this 1404-nucleotide messenger RNA. RefSeq names its product Neutral amino acid transporter. NCBI's taxonomy places the organism in Eukaryota, Fungi, Ascomycota, Eurotiomycetes, Eurotiales, Aspergillaceae. Gene Ontology annotation, cellular component: vacuolar membrane. Gene Ontology annotation, molecular function: amino acid transmembrane transporter activity. The record is from RefSeq and is a predicted model, not a curated record. The coding region runs from base 1 to 1404 and encodes 467 amino acids. Gene Ontology annotation, biological process: amino acid transmembrane transport. The transcript is spliced from 9 exons.
AUGUCGCAGUCGAUCUUCUCCCGGCCCGUCUCCAUGGACUAUGAGCAUGACCAUGACCGUGACCAUGACCGUGAGCGGGAUGGCAAGGACAUGCAGGCGCAGGACGCAGAGAAGAACGACGACAAGACCCUGCCAAACGAUGUCUUUGGGGACGAGGCAGACGCGGAAAUCAAGUACAAGGUGCUGAGCUGGUGGCAAGCCGGAUUCCUCAUGGUCGCCGAAACCGUCUCAAUCGGCAUCCUGUCCCUCCCCAGCGUCGUCGCAGCCCUAGGUCUCGUCCCCUCCAUCAUCCUCCUCGUGGCCAUCGGCCUGAUGUCCACAUACACGGGCUACACAAUGGGCCAAUUCCGGUGGUCGUUCCCGCACGUGCAGAGCAUGGCCGACGCCGGCGAGGUGCUGGCCGGCAGUUUCGGGCGCGAGUUCCUGGGCAUGGGCCAGCUGCUGCUGAUCGUGUUUAUCAUGGCGUCGCACCUGCUCACGUUCACGGUCGCCAUGAACACGAUUACGGAGCAUGGCACUUGCACGGUUGUGUUUGGGGUUGUCGGGCUGGUGAUCAGCUAUGGGCUUUGCUUGCCGAGGAGUAGUGCGAAGGUUUCGUAUUUGAGUGUGGGGUCGUUCCUGAGCGUCCUUUCCUCCGUCCUCAUUGUCAUGAUUGCUGUUGGCGUGCAGAGGCCGUGGAAGGGGGAGCUGCAGGCCGUGGCGGAUACGAACCUGUACCAUGCGUUUCUGGGGGUGUGCAAUAUUGUCUUUUCGUUCUCCGGCCACGUCGCCUUCUUCAGCUUCAUCUCGGAGCUCAAAGACCCGCGCGAGUUCCCGAAAUCGCUCUGCCUGCUCCAAGGCACCGACACGAUCCUGUACAUUGUCAGCGCGGUGGUGAUAUACUGCUACGCCGGACCGAAUGUGACGAGUCCGGCGCUGGGCUCGGCGAGUCCGAUUAUCGGGAAGAUCGCGUAUGGGAUUGCGUUGCCGACGAUCAUCAUCGGCGGCGUCGUCAACGGCCACGUCGCAAGCAAGUACAUCUACGUCCGGCUGUUCAAGGGCACAGACCGGAUCCACAAGAACGAUCUUGUUGCCGUUGGGUCCUGGGUCGCUAUUACGUUCGGGACGUGGGUUGUUGCGUGGGUGAUUGCGUCCGCGAUCCCGGUGUUUAAUAACCUGCUUAGUCUGAUCGCAUCCCUCUUCGCGUCGUGGUUCACCUACGGCUUCAACGGGAUGUUCUGGCUGUACCUGAACAAGGACCGGCUGUUCCGGACGCCGAGGAAGGUGUUUCUGACGGUCGUCAAUCUGCUUAUGAUUGGCGUUGCGGCUGCUAUUUGCGGACUUGGUCUCUGGGUUUCUGGACGGGCGCUGCACGAGGACUCGGGGCAUAGGAGCUUCUCGUGUGCGAAUAACGCGAAGUUCUAG